This is a messenger RNA of Closterium sp. Naga37s-1, 2418 nucleotides long. The record is from the annotation of a GenBank genome assembly. NCBI's taxonomy places the organism in Eukaryota, Viridiplantae, Streptophyta, Zygnematophyceae, Desmidiales, Closteriaceae.
AUGGUCCCCCCCCUCGUCCUCCUGCGCUAUCGCCUCCGCGUCUCCCCUCUCCUCCACUCCACCACCCAGAACGCCAAGGAAGAGCAGCAGCGCAUGCGAACAGCAGCACAAUCUCUCUGUUUCUCCUCCAACUUUCCAACACCCUCCCCUCCCCGCAGCUACAACGAUGAGCAGCAGCACAUGAGAACAGAAGCAUCAGGAGCGUUCCGGGCAGCACUGUCACUAGUUCUCCUCCUCCUCUACUUCUUCCGGAUUUCCCCUCUCCUCCACUCCAGCACCACCAAGGAGGAGCAGCAGCAAAUGCGAACGGCAGCUGAACUAGACGAAUACUCCGAGCCUUCAUUCGACUCCCAAACACCAUUACGAGGGGAUUUCCGGGCAGAAACAGCAGCAGCAGGAGCAGGAGGAGGAAAUUUCCGGGUAGAAAGCGGCUCCCGGGCAGCAGGGAAAUCCUUUCCAGAGGAGGGUAAUGGAAUCCAGUCGUCGUCCAGGCACGGGCUGGUUAGCAGUGCCGACGUUCUUAAGAAUCCCUCGGCUUUUCGGGAGCUUCUGGCGGGGAAACGAGGGUGGUGGGGGGAAGAGGGGGAGGGGGAGGACGGGGGAGGGGUGACGGAUGGGGGGUUGGGUUUAGGUGCGCGGGGGGGAGCGGAGAGGGGAAGCAAGGAGAGGGGUGGGGGAGGAGCUGGGAGGCAAGGCGAGCGGCAGGAGAGAGGAAACGCGGUGGAAAGGCAAGCUAGUAAAGAUAGCAGGGAAAAAAACGACAACGGCUCAGGCGAUAGCUCUGGAAGCAGGUCCGGAAGCAGGCUUGGUGGUAACCCUGGAGCUGCGGCAAUGGGUAGCCCUGGGGAUAUCCCAGUGGUGCAGUUUCUUAGGGCGAGGACGGGGUGUGGGCGGGGCCGGUACGCGUUUGAGACGCUGAAGCAGGCGAGACGGCUGAACUCGCGGGUGAUUCUGAUCGGGCCACGGGUGUGCAAGAGGGUGAUGGAAGCGGAGGGAGUGCAGGUGGAGGACUAUGAGGAGUACAAGGGGGUAGAGGAGGCGUUUGAGAAGAACGUUGGUGAGGUGGUUUCGUACCAGGUGCGCUGGUUCAUCCUACACGAGUUCAUGCGCCGGUGGUCUCUCCCUAGAAUAUUUUACAUGGACUGUGACGUGCUGCUCUUUGCCAAUGUCACUCACUUCGUGCACACGCACUUACCCAAGGCGGAUCUUGCCCUGGCCGGCCGCACCCCCACCAUUCACGUGAGGGCAGUGAGUGCGCACGUGUCUCUCUGGUCACUGGACGCACUUGGAGAUUUCCUCAGCUUCUUCCGCCUCUUCUUCCAGCUUGGUGUGGUUGGGGGCACACCGGGGGAUCGAUCGCUGCCAGCCCAGCGCACAUACAACGACAUGGUGGUGCUGGGGUGGUAUGCUGCUCCCGUGUGCUGGACUAAUACUGCUAAGGACCGCAUUCCUAAAGACUGCCUGGCGCCGUCAAUGCGAGUCAUGAGUGCGAGGAUACGAGGCAGGUUCACCCCGGCCUUCAAGGCGGAGUCGUUGUGUGCGCCCAGGCAGUGUGAGGCGAGUGCUUGGAGCGAUGCCGGGUGGGCAGUCGUACUCGGUAUAGUGUUCCUCCUUUUCGCGGAUGUGAUCCUGAUCGGCAUUUUCAAGCGCUUUCCAGGCCAUUCAGCCGAUGGGGGCCUGUCUGCCCUCCAUUCCACGUCAGCAGCAGCCACGUCAGCAGCCAACCUCGUUUCUUCAGAGGCGACCCAAGCAGCGGCACAAGGGGCGACGCAAGGGGCGGCUGCUGAUAAUGCUGCUAAUGCUGCUGGUAGCAGCAUUGGUGCAACUUACCUCACUAAACCCACUAGCACUACUAGCGACAGCAGCACCAGUAGCUUCACAGUUCAUCCCACCACCCAGUCAGGCAACACCAACCCGGGCAUGAUCCCAGUGGUGCAGUUUCUGAGAGGGGAGGCAGGCUGCAACCGGGGGAGGUACAUGCAGGCCUCCCUUCGCCAAGCCCUGCUGCACAACACGUGGCUCAUUCUCAUUGUGUCAGCUGCUGUGCUACAGGUAUAUCUGUGUGUCCGCUGUCAUUCUGCUCUCCCCUCCCUCUCAUCAUGUACUUAUUCCCCCGGUUUCACUUUCUUUGCACAGGAGGCAGUGGCGGGGGGGACCCCAGGAGACCCCUCGCUGCCGGCUCAGCAGCGCACAUACAACGACAUGGUGCAGCUGGGCUGGUAUGCCAGCCCUACCUGCUGGACCUCCUCUCCCGACCAGGCGCCGAAAACGUGCAAGGACAAGGAGAAGUCAGCCCAGUACCCGCGAAUUCACGGCAAGUUCCAGCCGGCCUUCAAGGCGGAGUCACUGUGGCAAGAAGAGAAAGUUUCACUACUGCCCGAGAGAAGGCAUGAAGACACCAACCUCAGUGCGCUAUGA